CGCGCAGGCGCGUCUCUCCUCUCCCGGCCCCGCCCCCGCUGGCCGCCCUUCGCUUUCGAUUCCCGCGGACAGGCUCCACGGAGUCAAGAGGCAGCGGCGGCAGCAGCGGCGGCGGCCGGGCAGGCGAGGCAGGAUGGCUGCUGACUCGGCGGUGUGCAGCUACCUGUCCAAGGUGCUGUGUUCGCGGGGCGGCUGCGUGCGCCUCUCCGAGCUGCCCCAGGAGAUGGGGCUGCCGAUGAGCCAGCUGCGGCAGGUCCUGGAGGACGCCGGCCAGGCGCGCUUUCUGGUGACCCGGAGAGGCGGCGAUCAAUUCGUGCUGGCCAUCUCGGCUGCCCGCCUCUGCGUCCGCCAGGUCUGCAUGGGCUGCGACCGGCUGCACCUCUGCAAGCUGAACCUCCGCGGGAGAUGCCGAGUCAAUGCUUGCAAGUAUUCUCAUGAUAUUUUCUCAGAAACUAACCGGCAAGUUUUGAAAACCCACGAACUCUCUGGCCUUAAUGAAGAGGAAUUGUGCGUUUUACUUUUACAAAACGACCCUUUUCUUUUACCCGAUGUGUGCGGUGCCUAUAACAAAGGAGGAGGGAGUUGCACUCUGAAAGAUAAUUGCUCCCGGCUUCACAUUUGCCGCUACUUUCUCAGAGGAGAAUGCCGCUUCCCCCAUUGCAAGAGGUCUCACAAUCUUCUGGACUCCCAUCCUACGAGUCUGUUGAUCGCCGAAGGCCUGGAUCAAGACACAAUUUGGAACAUCCAAGCCAUUUGUGAUGCCAGGAUUGCUGCCUUCAUGAAGGACCUUCGAAUCCCAAAUUGUACGGCUGCAGCAGAGAAAGAUUACUUAAACACACGUCCAAAAACUGAGAGAUAUCCGGUACCUUUUCAGGCAAAUAAUUUUGUGAAAGUAGAUCUGCCUGACCAAGGUGUAAAAAGAGCAUCUAUUCUUAAAACUCCAAGCACAGAGAAGGAAAAAAGCGAUGAAAUCUGUCUGCACUAUGUCUGGCAGUUCUGUAAAAAUAAAAAUAAUUGCAGUAUGAUCCAUUAUGAUCUUCCAUAUCGGUGGCAGAUCUCCACCAGCAGUGGCUGGAAGGAUCUUCCCAGAAGAGAGGAAAUUGAAAAGGCUUACUGUGACCCAAGUAUUACCAGCUUUCCAGAUCUACAGAUAGAUUUCAGGACCAUGACUUCUGUCCCUCCUCCGAUUCGGCGCCUGUCCACUGUGUCAUCCGUCACCAAAGAGGCUAAGUUUGUCAUGACAACCAAGUGGCUGUGGUACUGGCAGAAUGACCACGGCCAAUGGAUCGAAUAUGGGAAACAGGACAAGCAAUUCCAGCCUGCCAGUCUAACAUCAGAUGACCUGGAAAACCUUUACCUAGCGGAACCAAAUGGAAGUAUUCAAUUUGAAGCUGGCUCUCAGAAAUAUUUGCUGAGCUUUAAAAAUAUGACCCAGGUAAAUCUGAACUAUCCUACCAAACGGGAGGUCCGAAGACGUCCCAAGUUUGUUUCCUCUGAAGAUGUCAAGACAAAGAAAGGACACACAGCAGCAGCAGCAGCAGCAGCAACAACAACAGCAACAGCAAUUCCUGCACCCAUAGCAUCUCCCGUAACAACUCCAACUUACCCUCCAAACUGGGAUACUACAGCCCUACCUGCCAUUGGAUUCGCGGCCAUUGAACUCAACAGAGGUUCUCCAGAGUUUUUGAAAAUUGAGAAUCUCUUUCAGCUGACGAUGAAAAACUAUAAAAUUCGCAAAAUAGAACGAAUUCAGAACCCAUCCCUUUGGCAAGUCUACCAGUGGCAAAAGGAACAGAUGAAGAAGAAGAAAGGUGGACAGAUUAUUGACGAAAGGCUCCUCUUCCACGGGACAAACCGUUCUAGCGUGAAAUCCAUCUGCACAGACAACUUUGACUGGAGACUCUGCGGCACAAAUGGGACCGUUUAUGGGAAAGGAAGCUACUUUGCCAGAGAUGCCAAUUAUUCAGACAACUACUGUCCGGCGAAGGACGAUGAGAAGGUGAUGUUUCUAGCUCAAGUUCUAGUGGGUGAAUUUGUCGUGGGGCAUCCGAUAUACACUCGCCCACCAGCGAAAUUGACCGACGUGCUCAACUCUUAUGACAGCUGUGUGGAUAACACAUUAAACCCAUCGAUCUUCGUCAUUUUUGAGAAGCAUCAGGCUUAUCCGGCCUAUCUUAUCUUUUACAGGGAAGAAAAGAAAUGUAUUUUAUCUUAAAAAUUUGCCUUUACAUGACCAUAAUCUUCUUAGCAGUUUAAAUGCCUAUGGCCCUCCUUUUCAAAUCAAUCCAAUUUUAUACAACCAAUAUAUACCUUCAUAGGAGUGUGAAAGGCUGAAUCGCUCUUGUUGAUGGAUAGAAACCCGACUCUAUUUUUAUCACAAAGAUGUUUUAAGAAAGAAUACCGAAAAUUUAUAAAAAUAAUAAUAAUAGGGUUUUAAUCCAUUUUUACUAACUUUGUUUCUUAGUAAACAAAGUUUUUGUUCCCCUUCAGCCUUUAGCUUUUAAUAUAUGACGUUUAUUAUGGAUGGGUGUUUAAUCCAUCAAUAAGGUUGGACAAACUAUAUUUUAUUCUUUUGUCCUCCUAGACGGAUCCAAAUUGUUAUUAACUGAAGACAUACAGUGAGUGAUUAUCAAAAGACACUCCUGUUCGCUCCGCGUACGAGUGUAAAGUUCACAUCAGCGAUAAGGUCCAGUGGUUUGAAAAUAUACCUGUGGUUCUGGAUCCAAGAUUAAAAGUUCUUCGUUUUCUAUUUCACCUAACACAAUCAUGCUUCUAUGCAUAUCAUCCUCAUCCUCCACUUUCUCUUUUAAUGAUUUGAUGUAACGCUUUCUAGCAAUUUUCCAAUUUCAGCAGUUUUGUAUUUUCAAUUUAGCAAGCAUGUGAUUCCUCGCUUUUUCAUUUUAGACAAGAUUAGUAGUACAUUUCCUUGUUUUUGCGUAUUUGCCUAUGGAUUAUACAACAUGAAUAUUGGGAAAAUGCGAUGCUAAAUUUUUGCAAUUUGGCUGGAAAAGCGUCAUCGUGGUAAUAGAAGUGCUAGGACUGGGGUUGGCGUUAAACCCUAGAUAUCAAGGAACAUGCAGUUGUGCCUUAUAAAGAAAGCCUCUGUCACUUUAUAAAGCUAAUCCUUGAACCUAUCACCCUUUUUGUUUAGUGACUGUUCAAACUCAUAGUGGUCCUAAAUGAAGAGAUUUAAGACCCAGACCUGAAGUUAACAGCUGUUGCAGUGCCGCUCAGGCGGUCAGAAUUCGGGGACUUGGCAGCCUACUCACAAUUACGACUAAAAGGGCACUUUAACUCCCACCAUCACCUGCCUUUGCCCUCCAUUUAUAUGAGCCGCUGCUCUGCACUCCACCAUCCUAGCUGACCUCCUCAAUCUUGCACCUACUGCUGAUGAGGGGAGCUGGGCCUGGCUCCUGAGCUGGACUUUGGCUAUGGAAAGAAAAAUCAAUGCCAAAAUCAGUCUGAAACCACAGCAUACCAAACUAGGCGCUGCUUUGGGGUUUUUUUUCUUUCCCACACCUGGCACGCCUCAUAGCAGUGGGAGUAAGAAAAUGGCAGAGUGCAGGUAGCAGGGUCUUGGAGUAUAAGGUGCAAGGGAGACUGGGAUGAGAUAGCCGUGGCUUCUGGCGGGGGGUAUUGCCAGUAGUCCCCGAAUGAUGAGUUCUAGAGCUGCCCACCACCCCACAAGGCAGAGUAUCCAAAAGGGACAAGAUGGAAGAGAGACGAGUGGAGUGGGGCAGCUGGAGAUAAGCCCCUUACCAAGGCUCAGGGCUGGGUGAGACGUAACAAAGUGACUUGGCUCGGUGUGGGUAGUCACCUAACGACUGCAACAGGGAGAGCUUGAUUGCUGUCGUAAGUCGGUGUAGUCACGUAAUUUACCAUCACUUUGUUCGGCAAAAGAAAUUCCAGUUCCUGUUGUCUUGAGAGCUUAUGUAAUGAUUUUUGUACUUUUUUUUUUUACUUCCCUGCUAAAAUGCUUCAUGAAUAAAAUGUUAAUUUUAGCAAA
This is a messenger RNA of Ahaetulla prasina, 4006 nucleotides long. Its product is annotated as zinc finger CCCH-type antiviral protein 1-like. Gene Ontology annotation, molecular function: metal ion binding; NAD+ poly-ADP-ribosyltransferase activity. Bases 134 to 2215 code for a protein of 693 amino acids. The transcript is spliced from 13 exons. Lineage: Eukaryota; Metazoa; Chordata; Lepidosauria; Squamata; Colubridae. The record is from RefSeq and is a predicted model, not a curated record.